UAAACCUAUUUAAAAAAAAUAGAGAUGGGGUCUCGCUAUGUUGCCCAGGCUGGUUUCCAACUCCUGGCCACAAGUGAUCCUCCUGCCAUGGCCUCCCAAAGUGUUGGGAUUACAGGCAUGAGCCACCAUGCCCAGCCAAUAUCCCCAUUUUAUAGAUGAGGAGACUGAGGCAGAAGAGUUGCUUUAAUCGAGGUGGAAGUUGCAGUGAGCCGAGAUUGUGCCUCUGCACUCCAGCCUGGGCGACAGAGCGAGACUCUGUCUAAAAAAAAAAGCCACCCCCUGGAGCAACACAGCAUCAAUACAACCCUCUUUAGUAAGAUGGGCCUUUCACUAGCCGAAGCCAAACAUUAUGGCUCCCCUAAGUUUUUAAUCCAGUUAUUCUUUGGAUAAAAAUAAGUCAUGAGCUCAGGGGAGACGGUGUGUUGGUUUACUCUGCCUCUUGUGCCCCCAGAUGUCUACUGUUGUGGAGCUGAACGUGGGGGGUGAGUUCCACACGACCACCCUGGGUACCCUGAGGAAAUUUCCAGGCUCAAAGUUGGCAGAGAUGUUCUCUAGCUCAGCCAAGGCCUCCAUGGAUGCAGAGGGCCGCUUCUUCAUCGACCGCCCCAGCACCUAUUUCAGACCCAUCCUGGACUACCUGCGCACUGGGCAAGUGCCCACACAGCACAUCCCUGAAGUGUACCGUGAGGCUCAGUUCUAUGAAAUCAAGCCUUUAGUCAAGCUGCUGGAGGACAUGCCGCAGAUCUUUGGUGAGCAGGUGUCUCGGAAGCAGUUUCUCCUGCAAGUGCCGGGCUAUGGCGAGAACCUGGAGCUCAUGGUGCGCCUGGCGCGUGCAGAGGCCAUAACAGCGCGGAAGUCCAGCGUGCUUGUGUGCCUGGUGGAAACGGAGGAGCAGGAUGCAUAUUAUUCAGAGGUCCUGUGUUUUCUGCAGGAUAAGAAGAUGUUCAAGUCCGUUGUCAAGUUUGGGCCCUGGAAGGCAGUGCUAGACAACAGUGACCUCAUGCACUGCCUGGAGAUGGACAUUAAGGCCCAGGGGUACAAGGUAUUCUCCAAGUUCUACCUGACAUACCCCACCAAAAGAAACGAAUUCCAUUUUAACAUUUAUUCAUUCACCUUCACCUGGUGGUGAUACUCAGGAGCAGAGACUAUUACGAGUUCUGGCAUGGCUUAUGAAAUUAAAAGUUGCCAUCAAUGCCAUUUCCCUUUAAUUUCACAAAUAUCAGGCAAUUUCCAGGGUUGGUCUAGAGCCUUGCCCCUAAAUAUUGAUCUCCCAUUUAAGGACUUUCCACUCUAUUGCAACUGACACCACUAUAUUUGCCUAGCAACUUGCAGCUGCUUCCUCUUCAAAGCCUCAUGUAUCU
Molecule: messenger RNA, 1361 nt
Organism: Mandrillus leucophaeus (drill)
Lineage: Eukaryota; Metazoa; Chordata; Mammalia; Primates; Cercopithecidae
Gene: KCTD14
Product: potassium channel tetramerization domain containing 14
Exons: 2
Coding region: 452-1129 (225 amino acids)
Biological process (GO): protein homooligomerization
Molecular function (GO): protein binding
Source: RefSeq, a predicted model, not a curated record